Messenger RNA from Misgurnus anguillicaudatus (oriental weatherfish), 1264 nucleotides. The record is from RefSeq and is a predicted model, not a curated record. Lineage: Eukaryota; Metazoa; Chordata; Actinopteri; Cypriniformes; Cobitidae.
AAACAAUGUAGUACUUUAAUUGGUUAACAUUUAUGUGUUUGGCAGACGGAACGAUGGUUCAGUUUUGCCCAAUCUGUUUUAAAUCGUAUGCACAGCUGAGCCAGCAUCUACGUGUUUACCACAAAGUGGUCAACGUGAAGGAGAGAAAACUUCUACUGGCCCUGGAAUCAGGCAGGGUGAAGUACAGAGAAGGCAAGUGCUCCAUGGCUGGAGGUGACAAGGUCACCACCCGGCUGGACCGGCACAUCCAGACACACUCUGACCUUUCUAAGAAGGCAAAGAAGGAUGCGAUCAAGAGGUGCAAGAAAGAUGUUAUUUUGAAAGAGCUGUCCGAGCUGAGAGCCUCCAACCCUGCAGUCCCCAUGGCCUCGAGGCUCGACCUCGUUGAGUUUGAGGACAAGCCGAUUCCUCUGGAGCCCAAGGAAGAGGAAGUACAGUGCCCAAAACAACUCUGCCGGCGUGCCAGGGAGGAGGUGGCUAGCCUAAACCAGCAGGUCGACACUCUUACAACAGCCUUGUGCGACGUAACUCGCAGGUACAGGUCAUUGAUACGAAAGUUUAGGCCCUCCUCCUCUGCCCAGCUGACCAGUGUAACCAAGAAGUUGCUGUCUGCCCUGGAUGAGCCCCAGGAAGGGCAAGACAAGCCACGUGAUACCCUUCAGCAGACCCCUCAAAAGACCACUCUUAGAUGUCCCUCCCUUGAGCCGAGCACCUCCCAGAAGGCAUCGGAACACUUGCCCCAGUACCCCAAGCACGUGGCGGCCCUAAACGAGCUGCUGGAGGAGUACAAGAGACACCAAGAGGGGUCCGACCCCUCCGCGAAGCUCCUUAACAAUGUCGCAUCGAAGAUCUACAGGAUCAAGAAUUUCAUUGGCUACAUGGCCGACAGGAAGACCAACCUCUCCCACUUCCUCUUCUUAGAUGACAUGCGGCGGGUAAGGUCCUGGGUGAACUUUCUGAGGCGGGCCAAGAUUACGGAGACCACCAUCCAACACUGUCAAAAAUGCAGCGCAGUUUGUUGAUUAUCUAGGCCAAACACAUCUGCAGACCAGCCGCCUUUCUAAGAAGGCCUUUGUGUCCAUACAAAGGGAGAUACGCACUGCAAUCAAAUCCAUGAGAAGGAAAGUGGUGGUCCACCAGGUCACCGUGAAAACGGCCAAAGAAGGGCGCCUGAUCCCCAAGGCGGAGCUCCUCAAGUGCCGUUCCAAGGCGAGGGUGGCGAUUCCAGAAAUCUUGGAUGAGUAUUAAUCAGCACUCUCCGCUG